Molecule: messenger RNA, 1870 nt
Organism: Cuscuta epithymum
Lineage: Eukaryota; Viridiplantae; Streptophyta; Magnoliopsida; Solanales; Convolvulaceae
Source: the annotation of a GenBank genome assembly
CUUUGAAGUGAUGGGGGGAACAUCUAUGACACUCAAAGGGGCCCUCUCACCCAUAAUGGUCAAAUUAAAGGAAACAAAAAGGGAAGUACAUCCCCUCUUUCCUCACCCAAUAUUUCGGCCAGCACCAAGAAAAAGGAGAGAGGAAGCUCUGCAACUCCAUACUCCAUAACAAGGACAAGCUCAAACUCAAGAAGGUUCAAGGAGGAAAUUUAAAGAAGGAAAAAGAAGGAAAAGUGAGGUGUAUUAAGGAACUUGUAUAAGGUAUUUCAAGGGCUUUCACGAAGUUGAAAGAGUCGCCAGAGUUGUCGCCGGAGUUCGUCAAAAGUCGCCGGAGUUUCGCCGGAGGUCAACCAAGAGGGGUAGAACUUCAUAGCGCGAAUUCGAGAUGAGGAUGACUGACUAUAUUGCUUAUAAUUAGUGAGUUAAUUUCAUGAUAUUACCUAAGGUAAUCAAAUAUGUUUUUAUGUAUAAUUAAUGAUUAAUAAUGCCUAAAAAUGAGAAGACUAUUGUCUACAAAGAAAAAGAGCAUAAUAUACAAAUUUAAGAAUAAAUGGUGUAUGAUUAUGUGUUAUGAAUAUGUUGACUUGAGAAUGGAAUUAACUAUGAACUUUAUGUUGAAAUAUACUUUUUACCUCGUAUAAGAAUAUAUGAGUGAUUAAAAGUUAUAUUUUGUAUAUUGAUAUGAACUAUAUUUUCAAUGAGAAAUUAGUUUGGAAAUUGUCUAUAUGACUAUGAAUUGAGAAUUCGGUUGAUAGAAUUUAUCCGACUAGUAUUAAAAUACUAGUCAGGGUAUUGGAAGGAGAUUAUGCUAAAAUUGAUCCUAAGGUUGGAUUGUGAAAUAGUGAACCUUAAGUAGUCUUGAGCGAUGCUAAGGUAGACAUGUAUGAACUUUAAGUUAUACUAAGGGUAGACCUUAAGGGAUGCCCAAGAUAAAGUGAAUAAUAAAUUGAUCCUAGAUAUAGGGUUGGCCUACGGGUGUAGUCGGUAAUCCUUGAGGAUAGCCGGUUGAAUUAUAAUAAAUUGAUCCUAGAUUUAGGAUUGGGCCUACGGGUGUAUUCGGUAGUUCUUGAGGAUAGCCGGUAGAAUAUUGGUAAAUAGUAAGGACCAUGGCCCUUCCCGACUCUAGAGAGCGGGGUUGGAUAGCAUAGACUUACAUCGUGAUCACGGGUUAGGGUGGAAUACGAACCGGAGACCUUACGAUGCUCCCGACAGCGGUAACACUUGAGAUAAGACCCCGAAUGGAUCUUACCUAUCUACGGGAUGAUGAGUAUGAGUCCAGGGGCGGGAUGUUGGACUCCGGCCCGAGAGCCCGAUGAGGCCUCGGAUGGCGGUGACAAGUCUCGUAAGGAUGAUAAGACCUACGGGCGGUGUCAUGUUAACGACGAUUGUUAUAGAACAUAAAAAGGGGCCCGAGUGCCCACAAAUUAAUUAAUUAACUUAUUAUGAGGAUAAUAAGGGUUAAAGAAGAACUAUCAUUAGAUUAUGAUAUCACUCUAUUUGAGGGUCUUAGAAAUUGAAACAUUGAUUAUACUUAGUAUAGUUGUCAUUGUACUUUUCAAAUGCUUCAAAGUACUGACCUCCCCUUCACGGGGGGGGGGGGGGGGGGGGGGGGGCAUCUCACAGUUUCAGGCAGAACUUGAAGUUGCUACCAUCACAUGUUGCUUCGAGAAAUCAAGGAGAGAAGACGUGGUUCGUGCUUCCUCCAUUUCUGUUUUAAAAACAACUGUAUUAAUGCUCAUGGAUAUUUUACUUAUUAGAAACUGCUUUUGGGCUUGCAUGCCCAUGUUGUUGGCCGUAUGUGGCUUAUGACUUACCGUUGAAUAUUUCCGCAAUUCAUUGGUUUUAAUGUGAUGUUGUUAUGUAUGUUUAA